CACGUCGCCUGUGGUAAAAGACACGUAACAAAACAGAACCCAGAAGCGUAUUUGUGAAACAGUUCAGAAGUUUGUUUGACACUGACGUACCGACAAGCCGCCAGCCGAAUGUAAAAUUAUCUUCAAUUUUCAUUCCCAAUAUAAGCAAAAAUGAAUCAAAAGUGGUUUACAUUGUUGCUAGUAGCUGCGGUGUGCUUGUGCGUAAAUGCUAAAAAAUUCAAGGACGGCGAAAAACCAGCUUGGGCCAAAAAGGAUAUACGUGAUUACAACGACGCAGAUUUGGAACGCCUGCUAGAUCAAUGGGAGGAAGACGAAGAACCGCUGGAGCCGGACGAGCUACCGGAACACUUGCGGCCGGCGCCUCCCAUCGACAUGUCACAGCUGGAUAUGGCCAACCCGGAGAACAUUCUCAAAGCUUCCAAGAAGGGGAAAACUCUGAUGAGCUUCGUGAUGGUUAACGGGAAUCCAACCCGUGAGGAAACUGAGGAAAUAACCAAACUGUGGCAAACAAGCUUGUGGAAUAAUCACAUUCAGGCGGAACGCUACUUGAUAGAUGAUAAUCGAGCGAUAUUCAUGUUUAAGGAAGGUUCCCAGGCGUGGGAGGCAAAAGAUUUCCUUGUGGAGCAGGAGCGUUGCUUGCAGGUUACGAUCGAGAACAAGGAUUACAAGGGCAAGCACAAUCCCGUUGCGGACGACGACGCGGACGCGGCGAAGGAUGAACUUUAGGUUUAAUUUUUGUGAGAGUUAGAUUUGCGGCAGAUAUUUGAAUGGUGUGAAUACUAAGUUGUUCAUUAAUUACAAACAAACAACCUCUUUUGGUUAGACUGAUAAUUAAACUUUCCUCUGAUUUGUAUACUCUUGAUGAUCUGUCAUUAAACGUACAAGUAAAGGUUAAAAGCUA
Molecule: messenger RNA, 901 nt
Organism: Wyeomyia smithii (pitcher-plant mosquito)
Lineage: Eukaryota; Metazoa; Arthropoda; Insecta; Diptera; Culicidae
Gene: boca
Product: LDLR chaperone boca
Exons: 2
Coding region: 151-726 (191 amino acids)
Biological process (GO): protein folding
Source: RefSeq, a predicted model, not a curated record